AUGCGCACUUCACGACUAUCUGUCUCUCGCGAACGCGAUGGAACGACCCUCACUCCUCAGAGGAAACACCGUAAAUUACUUAAAGAUGGCUCUAGUGAAGUGUGGCCAGAAGAGAUAGAGAGAAUAUUCGUUCAAGGUCUUCGAGAAUACUGGGAGUCACCUUGGGCAACUUACUCUCGCGGCAGAAGUCGUUGGAGAAACCAAUUCUUGGUCGAGUACUUACAGCGCGCUGGAAUAGACCGUUCCAAAAAGCAGGUUGCAAGCCACAUACAAGUACUUCGUAAUAUGUGGAAAGGCGAACAAGAAUACCACUUGGUGGCUGGUGGCGAGGAACUAUUCCUUGAUACCGGUCUUCCCGCAUCGGUCAAAGCAGAGGAGUCACCUGAUUCUCAUCUGUUGGCGUCGAUGGUCCUUGAUGAUCACUCGCCAGCAUCA
This is a messenger RNA of Suillus subaureus, 435 nucleotides long. RefSeq lists its product as uncharacterized. Gene Ontology annotation, molecular function: DNA-binding transcription factor activity. The annotation marks the transcript as partial. The transcript has 3 exons. NCBI's taxonomy places the organism in Eukaryota, Fungi, Basidiomycota, Agaricomycetes, Boletales, Suillaceae. Gene Ontology annotation, biological process: regulation of DNA-templated transcription. The record is from RefSeq and is a predicted model, not a curated record.